This is a messenger RNA of Oncorhynchus kisutch (coho salmon), 4377 nucleotides long. RefSeq names its product tripartite motif-containing protein 35-like. Gene Ontology annotation, molecular function: zinc ion binding. Lineage: Eukaryota; Metazoa; Chordata; Actinopteri; Salmoniformes; Salmonidae. The transcript is spliced from 2 exons. The record is from RefSeq and is a predicted model, not a curated record. The coding region runs from base 178 to 1236 and encodes 352 amino acids.
CAGGGUGUGGACAUUACAGAGACGUCUCCCGAUCAACUGGAAUAAUCACAUUUCUUAUUUAAUUUGACUUGAUAUUUGACUUCAUGUUAGUCAUAUAAAGUGGUGGUUGUUCUAGUGACGCAUUAUACGUUUUUUGUUUGUUUUGAAAAUCAAAGUAUACUUGGAUACUGAAAGAAGAUGACAGAUAGUUACCUGGAUAGUUACCUGUGCUGCCAUAUUUGCUCAGAGACUUUCAGAGAGCCUGUUUCUCUGGGCUGCCACCACAGCUUCUGUUCCAGCUGCCUGGACAAAUUCUGGGAUCAGACCAAAAACAAGAAUUGUCCGGUAUGUAGGAGGAAAUGUUCCAAGGAUCAUCUAAAAGUUAACUUUCAGUUGAAGGAACUGUCUGAUAAAUAUGCUGGGAGACAGAAAGCAGGGGAGAAAGACAGUACUCUAGAUGAAGACAGAGCAGUGGUUUGUACUAAACACACAGAUGAACCUAAAUGGUUCUGUGAGGUGGAGCAGAGAGCUGUGUGUCACGUCUGUGAGUUUCCUGCACAUCAUGGACACACAGUGGUUCCCUUAGAACAAGCAGUGAAAGACCUGAAGGACAAACUAACCUCAGACUUAGACUCACUGCAGAGCACACAGGUUAAAUGUAAAGACAUAGAGGAGACAUACAACAAAAUGUUUCAAUACUCCAAGAAGCAGCUGGUGUCCACAGAGAGACAGAUCAGAGGGGAGUUUGAGAAGCUUCACCAGUUCCUGAGGGAGGAAGAGGAGGCCAGACUGGCAGCACUGAGGAAGGAAGAGGAGGAGAAGGGGAAGAUGAUUGCCAGAGAGAUGAAGCACAUUCAGGACCAGAUCUCUUCUCUCACAGAAAACAUCACUGCUGUGGAACAAGAACUCCAGAAACAAGAGGUGCCAUUUCUCAAGAGCUACAAACUCACACAGACAUUCUCCAGAGCCCAGGACACACUGCCGGAUCCACAGCUGGUCUCAGGAGCACUGAUAGAUGUGGCCAAACACCUGGGCAACCUGCAGUUCAGAGUCUGGGAGAAGAUGCAGGGGAUUGUCAAAUACACUCCUGUGAUUCUGGACCCCAACACUGCAAACAACUGUCUCUCUCUGUCUGAUGAUCUGACCAGUGUAAGUCAGACAGUCCCAACCCAGCAGCUCCCUGACAACCCAGAGAGGAACACCAUUUACAUCACAGUUCUGAGCUCUGAGGGGUUCAGCUCAGGAAAACACAGCUGAGAGGUGGAGGUGGGGCACCACCCUCAAUGGUAUAUAGGCGUGGCCAAGGAGUCAAUCAAAAGGCAGGAGAAAGUAAAAUAUUUUAACCCAGAGUUUGGAGUCUGGCUUUUAAUGCUGAGAAGUGGUAAGUAUCAAAUAAUAGGUAAAACCUUCACUCUGAAGAGGAGACCCCAGAGGAUCAGAGUACAGCUGGACUACGACAGGGGAGAGGUGUCCUUCUACGAUUCCAAAAACAUGACACACAUCUAUACUUUCAGAGAUACAUUUACUGAGAGACUCUACCCAUACUUUUUUAUUGGAAAGGUUGGUGAUGCUGACAACACUGGUAUACAGAUCUGCCAAUCAGAAGUGUCUCUUACAGUGAAGUCAUUCCAGUGAGAGAAUCAGAGUGAUGUCGUUAGGUUCUGACUCAUCUAUACCCAGAGAUUCAGAGUGAUGUCGUUAGGUUGUGACUCAUCUAUACCCAGAGAUUCAGAGUGAUGUCGUUAGGUUCUGGCUCAUCUAUACCCAGAGAAUCAGAGUGAUGCCGUUAGGCUGUGACUUAUCUAUACCCAGAGAUUCAGAGUGAUGUUGUUAGGUUGUGACUCAUCUAUACCCAGAGAAUCAGAGUGAUGUCGUUAGGUUCUGGCUCAUCUAUACCCAGAGAAUCAGAGUGAUGCCGUUAGGCUGUGACUUAUCUAUACCCAGAGAAUCAGAGUGAUGUCGUUAGGUUGUGACUCAUCUAUACCCAGAGAAUCAGAGUGAUGUCGUUAGGUUGUGACUCAUCUAUACCCAGAGAAACAGAGUGAUGUCGUUAGGUUGUGACUCAUCUAUACCCAGAGACUCAGAGUGAUGUCGUUAGGUUGUGACUCAUCUAUACCCAGAGAAUCAGAGUGAUGUCGUUAGGUUCUGACUCAUCUAUACCCAGAGAAUCAGAGUGAUGUCAUUAGGUUUUGACUCAUCUAUACCCAGAGAAUCAGAGUGAUGUCGUUAGGUUCUGACUCAUCUAUACCCAGAGAAUCAGAGUGAUGUCGUUAGGUUGUGACUCAUCUAUACCCAGAGACUCAGAGUGAUGUCGUUAGGUUGUGACUCAUCUAUACCCAGAGAAUCAGAGUGAUGUCGUUAGGUUCUGACUCAUCUAUACCCAGAGAAUCAGAGUGAUGUCGUUAGGUUCUGACUCAUCUAUACCCAGAGAAUCAGAGUGAUGUCGUUAGGUUCUGACUCAUCUAUACCCAGAGACUCAGAGUGAUGUCGUUAGGUUGUGACUCAUCUAUACCCAGAGAAUCAGAGUGAUGUCGUUAGGUUGUGACUCAUCUAUACCCAUAGAAUCAGAGUGAUGUCGUUAGGUUGUGACUCAUCUAUACCCAGAGAAUCAGAGUGAUGUCGUUAGGUUGUGACUCAUCUAUACCCAGAGAAUCAGAGUGAUGUCGUUAGGUUGUGACUCAUCUAUACCCAGAGAAUCAGAGUGAUGUCGUUAGGUUGUGACUCAUCUAUACCCAGAGAUUCAGAGUGAUGUCGUUAGGUUCUGACUCAUCUAUACCCAGAGAAUCAGAGUGAUGUCGUUAGGUUAUGACUCGUCUAUACCCAGAGAAUCAGAGUGAUGUCGUUAGGUUGUGACUCAUCUAUACCCAGAGAAUCAGAGUGAUGUCGUUAGGUUGUGACUCAUCUAUACCCAGAGAAUCAGAGUGAUGUCGUUAGGUUGUGACUCAGCUAUACCCAGAGAAUCAGAGUGAUGUCGUUAGGUUGUGACUCAGCUAUACCCAGAGAAUCAGAGUGAUGUCGUUAGGUUGUGACUCAUCUAUACCCAGAGAAUCAGAGUGAUGUCGUUAGGUUGUGACUCAUCUAUACCCAGAGAAUCAGAGUGAUGUCGUUAGGUUGUGACUCAUCUAUACCCAGAGAAUCAGAGUGAUGUCGUUAGGUUGUGACUCAUCUAUACCCAGAGAAUCAGAGUGAUGUCGUUAGGUUGUGACUCAGCUAUACCCAGAGAAUCAGAGUGAUGUCGUUAGGUUGUGACUCAGCUAUACCCAGAGAAUCAGAGUGAUGUCGUUAGGUUGUGACUUAUCUAUACCCAGAGAAUCAGAGUGAUGUCAUUAGGUUGUGACUCAUCUAUACCCAGAGAAUCAGAGUGAUGUCAUUAGGUUGUGACUCAUCUAUACCCAGAGAAUCAGAGUGAUGUCGUUAGGUUCUGACUCAUCUAUACCCAGAGAAUCAGAGUGAUGUCGUUAGGUUGUGACUCAGCUUGUCAUGCUGUGUUUAUUGUACUGCUGGGCUUCUGUCAUCUGACUGUUUUCUAUGGGGAUUAAGGUCUGUUUAAUAAUUAUACUGAAUUAUGAUUUAAGAGGUCAAAAGUCAAUUAUACAUUUUGUUAAAGUUAUCAGACUGUAAUAUAAUACAGUGUGUGUGUGUUUUAUAGUCAGAUUAUGUCAUGUGUAUCUGAGAGAGGAGCUGUGAGAUCUGUGUUUAUCUCUCCUGUUCUGGACAUAUGAUUUUCUCUCAAUCACUUUUGUUUGUUAUUUGAAUGACCUUUCUGUUGAGGACAUUUCAUAUAAUCCUCUGAUUAUAUAUUAUCAGCUGUUAAGAUAUUGUUUAUUAUAUAGUUUUUUUUAUCUAUUGAAUCAAUAUAUGGGUAGCCUACUCUGGAUUUCCUUUGCGAAUCACUAUCAAAUGUGACCUGUUCUGAUUUGAAUAACAUUCAGGCAUUAUAUAACAUGCAUCAUUUACUAUAACUACAGUAUGUAGUGUAAUGUAUGUGUAAUAUAUAUGCUGUUAGCCCAGUUACAAUGUGACCUGUUCUGAUUUGAAUAACAUUCAGGCAUUAUAUAACAUGCAUCAUUUACUAUAACUACAGUAUGUAGUGUAAUGUAUGUGUAAUAUAUAUGCUGUUAGCCCAGUUACAAUUUGACCUGUUCUGAUUUGAAUAACAUUCAGGCAUUAUAUAACAUGCAUCAUUUACUAUAACUACAGUAUGUAGUGUAAUGUAUGUGUAAUAUAUAUGCUGUUAGCCCAGUUACAAUGUGACAUGGCAAAACAAAUACACCUUUAAGUAUUACAUGUAUUAUUUGUUCAUCUCCGUUUCAGAUUAACUUGAUUUGUUGAAUAAAACACAUUUUUCCUCUGGUCAAUAAUAGGACGUCUCUGAGCAAUAAAGAUUAAGAAUCAAAG